Molecule: messenger RNA, 2765 nt
Organism: Notothenia coriiceps (black rockcod)
Lineage: Eukaryota; Metazoa; Chordata; Actinopteri; Perciformes; Nototheniidae
Product: probable E3 ubiquitin-protein ligase DTX3
Exons: 3
Coding region: 112-669 (185 amino acids)
Biological process (GO): protein ubiquitination; Notch signaling pathway
Molecular function (GO): metal ion binding
Source: RefSeq, a predicted model, not a curated record
UUGACGUCACAUUAUUUCCGACACACACAUACAAGGAAAGACAACACUUCUCGUCACACCGGAAAAUAUUGACAACCACACUAAACAACCACUCCGGUUGUCCCUAAAAGUAUGGAAGACUGCGCGAUUUGCUUGGACACAGUUCAUGAGAGGAAAACGUUAAAGUGCUCUCACUCUUUUUGCACUGCUUGUAUCGACUCGGUUUUUAAGUUGAAGCCUGCUUGUCCGAUAUGCAAUACCUACUACGGAGAGUACACGGGGAACCAGCCGGAGGGCAGCAUGACGGACAUGCGCAGCUGUCAGCGCCUGCCCGGCUUCGAGCACUGCGGAUCUAUCGUCAUACAGUACACUUUCCCAGCGGGGACACAAGGGCCUGAACAUCCAAACCCCGGGAAGAGGUACGGCAGCACGUCUCGUACGGCCUUCCUGCCAGACAGCGAGGAAGGGGAGAAAGUCCUGAAGCUGCUGAGGAAGGCCUUCGACAGGAGACUCGUCUUCACCGUUGGUCGAUCCGUCACCACAGGCCUCAACAACGUCAUCACCUGGAACGACAUUCAUCAUAAGACCAACAUAGAUGGUGGUCCACAAAGUUUUGGAUAUCCAGAUCCAGAUUAUUUGUCCAGAGUUCAAGAGGAGCUUUGUCUUAAAGGAGUCACACCGGAUGAUUGAUGAGUAAAGACAAUGAGAAGACAUCCUUCAAAUUAACUUGACUCUUUGUAUUGUUACAAAGUCUCUGAUUUUAAGUUCAAGGCUUGUGCAGAACUCCCUGAGGGAUGGAGAUGAAUGCCGCUUAACUUUUUACUCUAUGAAGUCGAUACAUGGAACUAUUAUCUUGAGAAAUGAAGGUUAGUGGCUGUCUAUGCAAAUAAACCCUAUAACCACAACCUGUACAGUAUGUGAUCCAACAAAACAAAGAUUACAGUUAAGUGAAAGGGGUUGUACCAAUCAUCAGAUUUUGUUAUUCCUAAUAUCUUUAGAAACCUGGAUCACAGGUCUGGACAUUGGACAUAGAUCACGUGGUACAAUUACUUACCUAGCAAACUGAUAGUUAAAGCUUGCUAGAGAAAUAAGAUGAUAAUGUAUUUGGUAUCGUCAACUUUUUUUAUGUUUAAAUGCUGAUAUGAUAUUCACUUAUGCCGUGGCUUAACAUAACCCCCAACAAAUGCACUAUUUACUAGCUGUUUGAGGACACAAUUUAGCAGUUUACAAAAAACAUAUUUCUCCUAUCUUUGGUACAGUUUAAAACAUGUCAGGCAGGAAAGUCAGAAAGUAUUGAUGGGUAAACGUAUGCCUUAUUGCUUUUGGCAGGGUAUUUUGGCAUUAUUUUAAGACGCUUUUAGAAUAUCCCCAGUCUUAUCCUAUAGCACCUCUAAUACCAUAAUAACACAUUUUGUGCUGACUACAUCAGUCAAUGCACUAGUGUCAAACAAGAGUAUAUGGAGUCCAGAACUGUCUUUAAAUCUCAAAACAUUUGUGAUUUUUCCUCUGAAUUCCUGCCUUUUGCCUGUGGAUACACUAGAGGGCGAUGCUCUCCUUUUUAGAAAGAAAUGUUAUGUGGAGUCUGCUUCGUAUGCAGCUGUAUCAUCAUCACAAACCCUCAGCCCUGCAGCACCUCCCAAACCUCAUAGCCCAAAGUCAGUCAGAUAGCCGAGCAUCUGCUAUAGAUGAUGAGUCAUGUGUUUCUAUGGGGCUCGGGGCAGUUUUAGCAGCAACGUAUUCACAGUGUGACGGAGAGAACUGCUAUCACCUUUUGUUUGACCACAUUGAACUGAUCCGCUCCUCAUCUCAGUCAGGUGCUUAAUGGUUAAAGCUGAGUUGUGGUAGUUACAUGCACAGACACACACAUUCAAUUUAAGAAAUCAUGGUGAUGAUAAAACAAUUAAAUGCUCAUCUAUUGUUGAUUUAAGUGGUACAUUUGUAACAAGUGCCCUACCCAUCACAAGCACAAAAACACCUGAAAACAUUGUAAUCAGAGGAGCUAUAUAUCUCUUCAUGCAGGAACACUGGACACACAAUCUAUGAUUUUUUUUGGGCAUGCAUUAAACCGAGUUACAACUGAAUCUGAAACAUUUCCAGCUGAUCAUCUUAGUGGCAGUAGCAUGGAGUUAUGUGAUGAGGAAACGGCUUUAACCCAUAUUUCAGUAUCAGGAAGAGUGCACAUGUGACAGGCUUACAGUAACUGGGCUCUGGUGUUGAGCGGCUGGGGGCGUUCCUGUGGCCUCGGAUCUCAGGGCAUCUGCUGCCCUCACAGAGCAGACCAGAACCCAUCUGGUCAAACGUACCACCCCCCCUCGCCUUUUCUCCCACAAUUCAUCAGUCAUCCAUUUGUCCUCAGCUUUUCAUCUCUUGUCCUCUUAUCAGGUUUCCAUUAACUGUAUGUUUUUUUUAAUCUGCUAAUCAUUUUCCUUUUUUCUUUCCUUCGUUUUAUGUGAAAAAACACAUUCCUUACUGCAUUCUUUAGUUUUGUUGUUGUCUAUUAUAAUGUAUAUAUUCUAUGACUGUGUGAUUGAUAUGCCUUUAACAUGAGACUGGCUUACAGUGACAGUUUGAGCUUUCUAAAUAGUGGAGCAGAUUGUGACAUCAAAAGAAAAAUGGAGCACUGAACCAAAUAUACAGAGAAACACUGUAGGAAAUGUAAGCUACAUUUGAAUAUAAGAUAGAAAGCUUAAGAUGGGUUCCAGAAGAACACAUCAUACCAUCUGACUGUAUUUCUUUAGGCAUUAUUGUUCAAAUGCAAAUUAUAUGACUUAAAAUAAAAUGGCAUG